This is a messenger RNA of Rhodofomes roseus, 1592 nucleotides long. RefSeq names its product methyltransferase-domain-containing protein. Lineage: Eukaryota; Fungi; Basidiomycota; Agaricomycetes; Polyporales; Fomitopsidaceae. Gene Ontology annotation, biological process: ribosomal large subunit biogenesis; rRNA methylation. The coding region runs from base 73 to 1320 and encodes 415 amino acids. Gene Ontology annotation, molecular function: rRNA (adenine) methyltransferase activity. Gene Ontology annotation, cellular component: nucleolus. The record is from RefSeq and is a predicted model, not a curated record. The transcript has 5 exons.
GCGGCUGCCUGCCUUUAGGCUUUUCCAGCGCCAUCGUCCUCACUCUCGCCCAGAUCUCAUUCUUGUCUAGCGAUGUCACUUUUCGAUGUUCCAGGAUGGUCUGUCCCAGAUGCACCAGCUGCGGGGUCGUCCAGCACCAAGAAGCGCAAGCGACCCCCCUCGGAUGGCGGUGCUAAACUUGAAACCGCGCACAUCAACUUUGAGAAGCUCAUGGAGAAGCUGGAGGCAGGCAAAAACACUUCUCAGCCCAAUAAGAAGCAGAAAUCGAAAGCGAAGAGCAAACAGAACGAUGCUCGGAGAUCUGAAAGCUCGGCCAAGCUGCCUCAUGUCGAGAGCAGCGACGUGGGUUCCCGGGACAGGAAGGCUAAACGGAAGCAGAACGCAGGGGGCAAGCAUGCCCAAGCUUCUGUAUCAACUUUUGACGAUGAAAAAAGGGAGCAGCCGUUGGUUGAGUCCGACCAUGCAUCUCUCUCGAAGGCGCGGAAGAAGGCCAAGCAGCGCGCGGAUCUGACUCCGCCGACCGCAGGGAGCGAUGUUGCGGGUACCAGCAAACAGCCACCGCAAGAGCAGUCAAACUUGACGAAGCUGCAAGCAGGGCUGAAGAAUAACCUAGAUGGUGCUCGCUUCCGCUGGAUCAAUGAAGCUUUGUACAAAUCCGACAGCAAGCGUGCGCACGAUAUGAUGCGGGAAAAUCCCAAGGUCUUCGAGGAGUAUCACACUGGCUUCCGACAUCAAGUGCAUUCAUGGCCAACUAAUCCCGUGUCCCACUACAUCUCCGUUUUGUCUGCCUACCCCGAGAAAACUGUCAUCGCGGACCUUGGCUGCGGCGACGCUGCACUCGCUCGUGCGCUUGUGCCAAAGGGCUUCACGGUCCUGUCGUUCGAUCUCGUAUCCGACAAUACGUACGUCAUUGAGGCGGACGCGUGCGUGCGACUCCCGUUACCUGGGUCGGAGGAUCCGGACGAGGCAGAGGAGGAUAUUGAAAGCGAGGGCCGAGGCGGCGUAGUCGACGUCGUGGUCUGUGCGCUGAGCUUGAUGGGCACGAACUGGCCGAACUGCAUCCGCGAGGCGUGGCGAGUUCUUCGACCGAACGGCGAACUGAAGAUAGCCGAGGUGGCGAGCCGUUUUACUAAUCAAGACGAGUUUGUCUCGUACAUAUGUUCGUUUGGCUUUCGUCUGAAGACGAAGGAUGACAGCAAUUCGCAUUUUACUCUAUUCGACUUCAAGAAGAUGGCAAGAAAGUCGAAGGGAUCGAAGGAAUGGGAAAAGACAUUAGGUCGCGGCAGUAUUCUGAAGCCAUGUGAAUACAAACGGAGAUGACCGUGGCAGGUUAGCGUCCCCGUUCCAGAAACUAUGGCAUGUUUAGGAGUAUCUUCGAGGAGUAUCCUGACCUCAUGUUGUCGCCGCAACUCCGCUCUGUUGCCUCAGGACACCCAGGGUGCGCAUCCUUGGCCACCCCAAAAUUCGAUAGUCGACUGGCCUUCCAGUCCAGCUUUCGUCGACAUACUAGGCUGCUGUCAGCUCGUAACUCCGCUGAGCAGCCUGACAAAAGCCAGGAACAUGUCACAGUGACAAUUCGGUACAACGUUCAU